Parastagonospora nodorum SN15 is the source of this 960-nucleotide messenger RNA. RefSeq lists its product as hypothetical. Lineage: Eukaryota; Fungi; Ascomycota; Dothideomycetes; Pleosporales; Phaeosphaeriaceae. The transcript has 4 exons. The record is from RefSeq and is a predicted model, not a curated record. The coding region runs from base 1 to 960 and encodes 319 amino acids.
AUGACAGCGCACCAACAGUGUAUGCAAUACCACUUCGAGAAGUUUCCAGAAGCAAUUCGCCAGAAGCAGAAACAAGGGUCGCUACCAAAGCAGCAGUUCUUCGCGCCAUGGAUAUCAACGGUCGAAGAGAAGUGGGGCUACCUCGCUGAAAUUCACGAAGAGAAGGUGUCCAGCGAAUAUGCCUUCAUGGAUGCAUCAUCGCGUGGUAUUCUCGAUACCAUCUUUGCCAUUGGUGGUAGAAGCCAGCUUGAGAGGAUCGUGCAAAAUGGACUGCAUGAGAAAGCCGCAUAUAUGAUGAGUGCCAAGUCUCAACCGCUCAAACGCCUCGAACGCAUCCUUCGCAUCAUGGAGUCAUUCGACAUACCGGACUACAAGUACCUCGUCAGUGAUACCAAUGUGGUAGUUCAAGCUGUCAACUAUUGUACCGGCAGCCCCGCCCAAGACCUCACCGAUAUCGAAUCAAUCUACUCCAUCCUCUUCCCCUACACGCUCUGCCCACCCACCAUCUAUCUCACCAUCAUUCGCAUAAACCACCUCCGCGCCGAGACCUCGUCUCUAUUCCCCAACGCAUCCCACUUCCUCACCGCCCACGACUUACUCUCCCUCAUCGAAUCCUUCAGUCCCGAAGACUGGGCCCAACCCGGCCCGCACUUCGAUGAAUGGAUGCUCAUUGGCCGUACAUAUCAAUCUGCCGCCGCGCUGUAUUGCACCAUGGCCUUGCAAUCCCUCACCAUCCUCCCCUCCACGCUCGAAAUGAACGCCAUGCGCUCCGUCCACGGCACGCAGCUCCUCGCGAACCUACACCAAGCGCCCAAGACACCCCGCCUCACGUGCUUCGUCAUGUGGCCGCUGACAAUCGCCGGCGUGGAAGCGGGGUAUCGCGAUGCAGUUGGCGCGGUUGCUUGGAACAAGUGGGCCAUUGAAGAGUCUAGCGGUAUUGAGGCGGUACUGGGAGAAUAG